AUGCUUGGGAUGAGUGACCACUCACAGCUCCCCCACCAGCGUCGCCCUGGAGGAGACAGUGCGACUGCCAUUUUCAACGCCGAUAGGAGUUCCCACAGUGACUCACACAUAGCUCAACAGAAUUUUCUUGAUGGUUUUCACCCUUUUCAGUUUCGUCACUGGGAGCCUCGGGGGUCUUUGGAAGGAGUAUACGUGUCUGAGGUGGGUCAGGAUGCUGAUCUGCCCUGCGCCUACUCUCCACCCACCCCUGAGGAUCUCGUGCCUGUGUGUUGGGGCAAGGGACCCUGCCCUUUGUUUCAAUGUCACAGUUUGGUACUCAGCACUGAUGGAAGGAGCUUGAGCUAUUGGACAUCCAGCAGAUACCUACUAAAGAGGAAUUUCCGCAAAGGAGACGUGACCUUGACCAUAAAGAAUGUGACUUUAGAGGACAGUGGGACCUAUUGCUGCCGGAUCCAAUUCCCAGGCCUAAUGAAUGAUCAAAAAUCAAACCUGGAGUUGGUCAUCAAACCAGCCAAGGUCACCCCUGCUGGGACUCCAUGGAGGGACAUCACUACAGCCUUUCCAAGGAUGCUCACCACCGAGGGACCUGGCUCAGAGACACAGACACUGGAGACCCUCCAUGAUAAAAAUCAAACAGAAAUAUCCACACUGGCUAAUGAGUUACAAGACAUGGGCGCCACCACCAGAAUAGGCCUCUACAUCGGAGCAGGGGUUUCUGCUGCGCUGGCUCUCGUUCUUAUCUCUGGUGCUUUAAUUCUCAAAUGGUAUUCUGAUAGCAAAGAGAAGAUACAAAAUUUAAGCCUCAUCACUUUGGCCAACCUCCCUCCCUCGGGGUUAGCAAAUACAGCAGGAGAGAGGACACAUCCAGAGGAAAACAUCUAUACCAUUGAGGAGAACGUAUAUGAAAUGGAGGAUCCAUACAAGUAUUACUGCUCUGUCAGCAGUGGGCAGCAGUCCUGACAACGCCUGGGCUGCUGUCUUUCAACGCCACCAGAUUCACCACUUCCUUUUGGGGUUUGGUGUUAUCUUCUUUGAAAACUAUGAGAUGGCUCACCUGACUGGUUUUAGAGGUUCUGUCCUUGGCCACCGAGCAGAGUUUUUCCAUGUUCUAAAGAUAAGGAGCUCACCCGAGGAUUGAACUGGGACCAGCAUUGUACUUAGACAGGCACAACAUUACCUCUGUGUUCCCGCCACCCAACCCGGAGGCUGCUAAUCAGGGCAUUAGAGCUCAAAUGGGCUUUUAUAGAGAGUAGGAAUUCUUAAUAUGGGGUCUCUGGAAUUCCAGAUAUUCAGUUAUAUGGUGUGUCCAUGAAGCUUCUGAAAAUACAGGGGAAAUUAUGUGCUGAGAUACGUGCGUGUCUUUUUCGGUACAGGAAGUCUAAAGGGGCCGCCGAUUCUCAAAGAGCUCUGUGAACCGUAGCAGGUUCGGAAACUAUUGAAGUAGGAGUAGAUGGUCUUGAAGGUUCCCUUUGAGUCUCAAGGUUGAUGCUUCUUUGAAUGUUGACUCUGUGACAGUAAGUGCCAGUGCACAGCUCUCCUUGGCCUAAGUUAAGAAGACUGCCCAGCAAGGUCUGUGGUGUGGCAGGUGCUCCUGGAGAAAGAGGAAGUAUGCUUAGUGUGUGUUGACAGGUUUUGCUUGGGGUGCACUCAGAGGGAAAGAUCUCUGACCAACUUCUCCAUUCAUGGAGAGAACUGGAGCUGUGUUUCUCACAAAAGAAGAAGCAGUGACUGGGACACAAAUUCUGUUUCCUGGUGGAAAGUAGGUAAAGGGCUCCAGCCAUCUGUAUUUGUCCCUGUCAGAUCCCCUGAUGGAAAGACAAUGGCCCUUAAGCUUUAGUUCCAAGAUGGUAGAGAGUAGGUCUAUCUUGCCUAUUUGCUUCCUCCCCAGUCUUGGCACAGCUCUGACACAUAAUACGGAUAGAAAUUUACUAAAUAUCUUCAGAGUUAAAAAAUUAAAGAAGCAGAAAGGUAGAUUCCUGGGAAGACUUUUCCAUUGGAGAGCUCAGAUAGAGCUUCACUUGUUGGGGAGCUCGAAAAUACUCCUAAGCUCCCUUUUCUGCUCUUGUCCAGCAUCUGCUCUUCUCAGCAUCCUCUCCCUUCUCAGGCCCUUGGAAGUGUGUUAUUGUCUUUUUUCCCCUUUCUGCUGAAUGAAUCAACAAUAGGGGCCUGUCGCUGCCUGAAAACUGCCUUCCCCAGGUGAUGACUGAGCUGCUACUGCGUUGCAUGCAGGAGAUGUUGGUCACCAAGGAUGCAGGCAGCCUGUCUGUUGCAGCGUUUGGGCUGCAUCUGGGCAGUAUUGGGAAGCACUGGCUUUCUACAGGGAGAUCAGUUUGCAAAGUUCCAGGCAGUAGCUUUUAAACAAGCUGAAAAAUUAAGUGUUUUAAAUUUAUGAAAUUCUAGAGGGAAGGGACCACAGAAAACCUAUGAACCAGAUUAAUGAUUCCCCCACAAAAGGGAUUCUUAUUCUGCAAAAAUCUUUACACAAGGAUAUAGAUACAAGGGCGAUCAUUGCAAUGGUGUUUGCGAGCGCUGUUUUCCAUCAGUUGGGGAAUAACUGGUUAUUGUGGUAUGUCAACACACUGGCACAAGUAAAAAAAAUUAGGUGGUUUCAUCAUCGAGCUGUUUUGCUAAUUCAACAAAUGUUAAGUGCUUACUCUGUGCCAGGUUCUCUGGUGCUGGGAUCGCAGAGAGAGACCAAAUAGACACAUCCCUGACCCCACAGAACUUCUGAUUGAUCUGACAGGAAGGAUGAUUUCAUUCAGUCAGUCAUUCUUUCAGUGAACGUUUUUUGUCGACUGCUUUGUGCCAGACACUGUUUUAGUUCCUAGAAAUAUAGCAGUUAAGGAAGCAGACAAGAUCCCGACUCUCACAGACCUUGUGUUACUUGUCAAAGGAGAAAUCUAUACUGCUAAGUCAAAAGA
Messenger RNA from Lagenorhynchus albirostris (white-beaked dolphin), 2921 nucleotides. It is a transcript of the gene HAVCR2, whose product is annotated as hepatitis A virus cellular receptor 2. The record is from RefSeq and is a predicted model, not a curated record. Lineage: Eukaryota; Metazoa; Chordata; Mammalia; Artiodactyla; Delphinidae. Bases 1 to 960 code for a protein of 319 amino acids. The transcript is spliced from 7 exons.